Messenger RNA from Cinara cedri, 489 nucleotides. The record is from the annotation of a GenBank genome assembly. Lineage: Eukaryota; Metazoa; Arthropoda; Insecta; Hemiptera; Aphididae.
AUGGAUGAGAAAAAAAGCUUGCUUCAAUUGUGUCGGGGCAAAAUCGCAAGUGCUAAAAAUAGGCUGCCAGAGGUGGCAUAUCAGGCCGACUGUGGACGGAAAUCGGGCCAUCGGGAACGGAAACCGGCCCGUCAUCCUCUGGUGCGUUGGCCGGGGUACGAGCGCUUGGAGUUGGCAAGCGAGGGCGUUCACUGUAGACUCCGACCGGUACACUAGAGUGGAGAACGCCGUAAUCUGGUUCUGACUGCGUGACGAUAGAGAAUCGUUAAUGGGAUCCAGGUGGAGUGGCACUUCGUCGAGCAAGCCUGGAAUGCUGGUGACGGGCAGCACGAUCCUCUCAGGAAGUUUGAGAAGCUAAAACUCAUGAAUCGUACUACCCGUAGCUCGGCGAGCAAAUGGGACUACCUGUGGUGCAGAGGGCCCGGGGAGGGCUGGUUUAGCGUGGCUCCUGGGAGUCCCGGAGAGGCGUUUGCAGAUGGUAUCGAAUGA